UUUAUCACACACACAUCAGAAGAUAAGAAACAACACUGAAGGAUUGCUCUAGUGCAGAUAACCAUAUCACAGGAUGGAGCCCGGCUCUCGUAAGCACUACUAUGUAGAUGGCUUCCACUCCCGGAAAUUCCUCGACACUUACUGUUCCAGUAACCCAGAAGUGGCCUUUGCUCACGAGUUUAUGAGGUAUCCUAUGGAGAAAUUUCACCAAGCAUUUUCCACAGGUGACAUUAAAGGAGGCUUGUUGCUUGACUUCAGCAUUGGUCCCAUCAUUCACCAUCUCUAUUCAGCGACGAAAUAUUUCACAGAUAUCAUCCUUCUUAAGCCUACGGACCACUGUAUUGUAGAAGUGAAAAAAUGGAUGGACAGCCGAACCGGAGCAUUUGAUUGGUCGCACACCUCAGCACUUGCUACGGAGUUGGCAGGAACAAGUGACCAAUAUGAGGAGCCCGAGGACAAGGAUAUUGGACUCAGGGCAGCAAUUACACAUGUUGUAAAAUUCGAUCUGAGUCGGGAAAAUCUCACAGACCCGCUGGUGCUACCGCAAGCCGACUGCCUAAUGAUCAAUUGUGUUGUGGCAGCCAUCAGCAGAGACCUUGAAGAUUUCGGGAGAAACCUCGGGAGAUUCCUAAAGCUUGUGAAACCUGGGGGGGUCUUGCUGUACUAUGGACUUUUAAAUGGCACAUUCUAUGUGAUUGGGGGAGACAAAUUCCACGGUGUAAAGUACAAUGAAAAUGAUCUGAAAAGCAUUCUCAGUAAUGAGGGGUUCGUCAUCAGACAUAUUGAGGUUUCCCAAAGAAAGACCGAGAGUGAUCUGAGUGAUUUUGAUUCGGUUGUGUUCUGCACAGCUUGUAAAGAACAGAAGAUUUAGGCAGAAAACAGAACUCAGAAACAUAUCUCAGCAUGCCACCUAUGUACUGGUGGAG
Nanorana parkeri is the source of this 926-nucleotide messenger RNA. RefSeq names its product nicotinamide N-methyltransferase-like. NCBI's taxonomy places the organism in Eukaryota, Metazoa, Chordata, Amphibia, Anura, Dicroglossidae. The transcript has 3 exons. The record is from RefSeq and is a predicted model, not a curated record. Gene Ontology annotation, molecular function: N-methyltransferase activity. Gene Ontology annotation, cellular component: cytosol. The coding region runs from base 74 to 871 and encodes 265 amino acids.